GUGAUCUAGGUAGACUCGUGUGUGGGCUAGUUCAGCACAGCUGAAAAUCUAGUGGACGCCGACGUAGCACGAUAGCCAGCCACAUACGUCGGUGACGCGAGUCAACAGCAACCACUAUGUCUCAGCCGUUCAAAAAAUACCUCAUAGUAAUUAAGACAGAGAUGAUAGGAGUUAAAGACGGGUACCGUAGAUGUAUAUACAGACGUCUUACUACCACUACUUCCAGAGAGACUAACUUGGCGGAAUCACGGCCAUAAUCGUCGAGAUCGACUAUCACCAUGUGUACUCCUUCGAUGAUACCGUAUCCGGACUUAGCCGGCGCACAGUUCACCUCUCUAAGCGCUUCACUGGUAUCGAAUGUCACUUUACAGAUACUCGGAAGUUUAUACGUCAACAAUGGUCCUCUGGAUGUUCAAGGGGUUAGUUUUUGCCAUGUCAAGACCACUUACACGCACAUUGGAACAACAGAUAAUGUCACCGUAGAACUGUAUCUCCCAGAGGAUGGGUGGAACGGAAGAAUGCAAGGUGUCGGCGGCGGUGGAUGGAUAGCAGGAGGCACCGACUUUUUUCUCACCAACUCUACCAUGCUUGCAGCCGUAUCUGAAGGUUACUCUGCAGUAACUACCAACGGUGGUCAUUCUUUUCUUAGCGGUAACGACUGGCUACUACAAAGUUCCGGAGAAAUCAAUCAUCAAAUCCUGGAAGUAUUCGCUUCUACAUCGCUUAACGAGCUGUCUAUCAUCGGAAAGGCCGUUAUCGAGAGCUACUACGGCAGGCCGCCACUUUACUCUUACUGGAACGGCUGCUCGUUCGGGGGUCGGCAAGGGAUGGAGCUCGCGUCAAGAUAUCCUACUGCAUUCAACGGUAUCGCGGCUGCAGCUCCUGCAAUCAACUUCAUUGGUAUAUUAAUGGGCAACCUCUGGCCUCAGAUUGUCAUGAAAGAGAUGGGCGAGUAUCCGAAAAAUUGCGAACUACUUGCCAUUACCAAAGCAGCGGUAGAAUAUUGCGACGGUAAAGACGGAUUGAAAUACGGCAUGAUCUUCGACCCGGAUGACUGCGAUUUCGACCCACGUUCCGUUAUCAAUGAGACUAUUACUUGCGACGACACGGGUGUUUCCGAAAUUAUUCGGAUUUCGGAAGCUGCGGUUAAGGUCGCUGAGGCGGUAUGGGCUGGAGCUCGAACAUCAGAUGACCGGUUUCUCUGGUGGGGACUCAAGAAAGGGGCGAGACUGGUUGAACAGCCGCUUGGUCACUUCGUCAAUCCAGGAAUUGCAACGACCGUAUGUUCGCGAAAUGGAACAUGCACUGGCAAGCCAACACCAGUUUCCGAUCAAGCGAUACGACUGUUAGUGAAGAAGGAUCUGAAUUUUGACGUUUCGUCAAUAACAGCCAAUGAAUUUGAAGAAAUAUUCGGAGCCACAGUUGAAGAAUAUGCUGUUCUCGAUAUCAACCCAAAUCUUGACGCCUUCCGGGACGCAGGAGGGAAAAUAUUGAGUUACCACGGCUUGUAUGACGCUAUUGUCCCUCCCGAUGCCACAAGAGAUUACUUCAACAGUAUCGCAGCUCGCGACAGUCAAGUUCACGACUACUACCGUGUCUUUGAGGCGCCAGGGCUCGCCCACUGUCACUCCGGUGCCGGAGGAUACUACCCUUCCGGGAUUUUUAAGGCUCUCGUUUCGUGGGUUGAGUCUAACGCUACUCCCGACACACUUGUAGCAUCGACUCCCUCGCGGAAUGGAUCUUUUCAAGAAGGGAUAUUAUGCCCUUAUCCUCAAAAACCGCAUUACAACGGAUUGCGCGUGGAGUAUUACGACGAAUCGGGAUUAUUUGGGACUUCGGCUGAUGACUUCUACUGCGACGAGUAACGAACGAAACGUAUCACAUACCCAGUUAUGAUGUUCUUUUGAUCGGCGGUGAUAUAUACAGUUCGCAUAAUCUAUAAUC
Hypoxylon trugodes is the source of this 1944-nucleotide messenger RNA. Its product is annotated as tannase and feruloyl esterase. Bases 279 to 1865 code for a protein of 528 amino acids. The transcript is spliced from 2 exons. The record is from RefSeq and is a predicted model, not a curated record. Lineage: Eukaryota; Fungi; Ascomycota; Sordariomycetes; Xylariales; Hypoxylaceae.